CUGGGUUAGUUCGUACCUCGGGCAAGCUCGACCUGGAGCAUGUCGACAUCGACCGCGCGGAGCUGGAGGCCGGCGGGCAGGCGCUGCGCAUGGACACGCCCACGCUGCGCGUCGUCUCGGACUCCAGCUUCGUCGUGGAAGGCGUCAUGACGUCAGGGCAGGAACGCACAACUUCUUACGCGUACGCGUGGUCGCACUUGUGGCGUGACGCUUGGCGGCUCAUUGACGACUACGGCGGGUCGGCGACCGCAGCUGGGAGGAUGCCCGCAGCAGACCGUCAGCGACUGCUGUGUGCUGACAAGCAGGUGGAAGGCGUGGGCACGUGGCUGGCCGCCAUCGGCUCCGCGGUUGACGGAGCCGACACCACCACCCAUCGAAAGGUGGUUCGAGGCGCCUGGAGGGCUCCCGCCGAGGGCCUCGGAGUGCCUGCAACGCCGUGGCGAGCAUGCGUGCUGCGCGGCGCCGCCGCCUCUGGGGGCAAGUGGUGCGAGGUCUGCAGGUGGGCCGAGCGCAAGUCGGCCUGCCCUGGCUCGAUCGAGCGGGACGCCCUCGAGCACUGCCAGGUCCUGCUGGACAUUGGCAGGAGGCCGCAUCGGCUCGCGCGCAUCAGUGUCCUGCGCGACGCUGAACUGCGGCGUGAGCUGCCGUUC
Molecule: messenger RNA, 650 nt
Organism: Prorocentrum cordatum
Lineage: Eukaryota; Dinophyceae; Prorocentrales; Prorocentraceae
Source: the annotation of a GenBank genome assembly